Messenger RNA from Microthlaspi erraticum, 1209 nucleotides. The record is from the annotation of a GenBank genome assembly. Lineage: Eukaryota; Viridiplantae; Streptophyta; Magnoliopsida; Brassicales; Brassicaceae.
AUGAAAAAUCUGGAGGAGCAGUUCUCGGAGAAUCUAUCAAUCACUUUCGGAAACGAAAGACAGUUUCCCAGCUCGGAAAGAGAACACUCAAAUCCUAUACCAGUUGAUCUACUCAUCGAUAUAUUCUCUAGACUCCCUAGAAAGUCUAUAGAUAGGUUUCGUUGUGUAUCGAAAUUCUGGGGAUACAUACUUCGUCGUCCUGACUUCACCGAGUUGUUUCUGACUAGGUCUUCCACUUGUCCAAGACUCUUUUUCACUGUGAUAGCUGAUGGCAAGUUGUUCUUCUACUCUUUACCUCAGCCUCAAAAUCCAGAUGACAACUCUACACUUGUAGCAACACGUUAUCAUACGUCUUUUCCCGAAUAUUUUCCAUAUUCAUUCUGUAGUUCAGUAUGUGGAUUGGUCCUUCUUCAGGGAGGUCUUGAAAGAAAGGUGCGAAUGAUUUGUAACCCUAUCACGGGAGAGUUCCUAACCUUACCCAAAGUGAAAACUAAGAGUAACCCCGCCACAAAAGUAAAAGAUGAGAUUGCAAGAAUCAGUCUUUGCUAUGAUCCAAUCAGCAAACAAUUUAAAGUGUUGUGUAUGACCUCGUCACCUCGUAAAAGACCCACUACUCACCACCAGGUUUUGACAUUGGAGUCUGGAAAACGUUCGUGGAGAAGGAUCGAAUGCAAGUUCCGUUUUAGAGACAUUAGUAUAUUGUAUGAUGAAAUAUGCAUAAAUGGUGUUUUGUAUUUCAGAGCUAAGAUGAGAAAAUCUCCUGUGAUAGUUUGUUUCGACGUUGGGUCUGAGAAGUUUGACUUUAUUAAGAUAGAUGAAGACAUGUUAGGAGAUUUUGGUUAUUGUUUUACUGGUCAUCUGGCUUUGUUCAACUACAAAGGCAAAUUAGGUCUGCGGAAUAGAUCAGGAUUUAGUGAUACACAUAAAUUUGUGUUGUGGGUUGUAGAAGAUGCUGGAAAUCAUAAAUGGUCCAAGCAUACCUACGAGUUGCCUAGUUUGAUCAGAGAUAACCCGUGGUUUGUUGGAAUGACUGCUGCAGGUGAAACCGUCUGGUCGUCGUACAAGAACGACCCAAAGCCUUUCUUCCUUGACUUGUACAAUCUCGAGAGGGAAACUUUUACAAGAGUCAAUAUUCAGGGAUUUGAAGAGUUUAAGCGUCGUACUAUUCACACAUUUCUAGACUCUGUGGAGAAUCUGAAGUUUGUCUAA